This is a messenger RNA of Cuculus canorus (common cuckoo), 3285 nucleotides long. It is a transcript of the gene PRCC, whose product is annotated as proline rich mitotic checkpoint control factor. Gene Ontology annotation, cellular component: nucleus. The transcript is spliced from 7 exons. Lineage: Eukaryota; Metazoa; Chordata; Aves; Cuculiformes; Cuculidae. The coding region runs from base 283 to 1788 and encodes 501 amino acids. The record is from RefSeq and is a predicted model, not a curated record.
CCGUGGCGUCCGGACGCCGCGACGGGAAGCGCGGAGGGUGCGCUGCCCGGCAGCCAUUAUCCCGAGCUCGUCCAAGCGACCGCUGGGUCGCUUCGGCGGCCUUUUCCCACGCAUCUGGUGUGGAGGUGGGGCUGCCAUGGCGCCUUAGCCUCGCCCCCGCCCUCCCCUUGUUCCCUGCGGCGGUCGCUGGAGGCGCGGCCCAGCGCGGCCUAGGCGGGAGGGCGGAUCCCCGGCCUCGCGUAGCGGCCCCUGCCCGCCCAGGGCCGCCCUCGCCGGGGGGCCAUGUCCCUGGUGGCCUACGCCAGCAGCGAGGAGGAGAGCGAUGCGGAGGAGGCCGCGGGUGAAGAGGAGGAGGAGGAGGAAGAGGAAGAAGAGGAGGAGGCCGCCGCCGCUUCGCCUCCUGCCGCCGAGCAGCAGCAACCCCCGCCUUCGGGGCUUUUCGCUUCUUUGCCUCCCCCCAAAGCUCCCGCUGUGCCCGCUUUCCCUCUUCUCCCGCCUCCCCCACCUUUCCUUAUGGGCCCUCCGCCUGGUAUGAGGGGCUUUGGCAGCUCCGCACCGGGGAGUGGGGAGCAGCCCAGGCUGGGGGGGCUCCUCCUGCCUCCCCCGAGAAACGCUGCCACCACCGCCUCUACCCUCAAUCUGCCCCCUCCUGUCUCGGAAUCUGCUUCUCCGCCCAGCGCUGGGGUGGAUUUGAGCCUCCCCAAGCCAAAGAAGAGGACGGAGCCGGUGCGGAUCACGGUGCCCGAGUUGCACAAGGGAGAUUCAGAUUCAGAGGAAGACGAACCAGCAAAGAAGAAAACCCCUCUCCAGGGACGCGGCGAGGGCUCCGGUUUAUCGGCUUUGCUUCCUCAACCCAAAAACUUGACAGUGAAAGAGACCAAUCGGUUACUUUUGCCCCACGCUUUCUCGAGGAAAGCGGGAGAAAACGCCUCCGAUUCCAAGCCUGCUAAAGCCCCGACCUCUUCCUCCACAACAAAACCUCUGUCCAAGCCGGCCGUGCCCACAACUCCCUCUCCAUCUGCUAUCAAAGCUGCUGCCAAGAGCGCUGCGCUGCAGGUAACCAAGCAGAUCACACAGGAAGAAGAUGACAGCGAUGAAGAGGUGGAGCCAGAGAACUACUUCUCCUUGUCCGACAGGAGCGAGCCCAGCGUGGCAGGUGCUGAGGCGUAUGUGUACUCUGGCACAGCGCUGUCGGAGGAGCCACCACCCGGGACAGAGCCAGAGCCGCAGUUCCAGGACGCUGCUGCAAAUGCCCCUCUGGAGUUCAAGACUGGUGCAAGUUUUAGUGGUGCUCAGCACAGCUGGGCGCCGAAACCCAGAGAAGACUACGGCAGCCAGCCGUAUGGCCAGUUCCCUGCCUACGGCGAGGCCGGCGGAGCGGGCGCUUAUUAUCAGGAUUACUACAGCGGUGGGUACUACCCAGAGAUGGAACCAGCCCAGGCACCGCCGCCGGAGACCAGCACCGACUCCUCUUUCAUAGACGACGAAGCGUUCAAACGUCUGCAAGGCAAGCGGAAUCGAGGGAGGGAAGAGAUCAACUUUGUGGAUAUCAAAGGUGAUGAUCAGCUGAGCGGAGCCCAGCAGUGGCUCACCAAAUCCUUAACAGAGGAGAAGACCGUGAAGUCGUUCAGCAAGAAAAAAGGAGAUCAGCCCACGGGACAGCAAAGGAGAAAACAUCAGAUCACGUACCUGAUCCAUCAGGCGAAGGAGAGAGAACUGGAACUGAAAAACACAUGGUCUGAAAACAAGCUCAGCCGACGUCAGACUCAAGCCAAAUACGGAUUCUAACACUUCCGUCCCGCUUUUUGGCUUUCGUGCCAGGUGACCUACGGUGUCGGACUCCUGGAGACCGUGUGGAACACGGUCUGCUUGGCAGGUGGGAGGAUGCCACGCUCUCCUGCCUGGCUGGAGGAAGGUUUAGCGCAAGCCGGUCCUGAAACUCCACCUGUAAUCUUUCCCCUCCAUCCUUACGAACGUGGAAGGUUCAGAUCAGGUCUGUUUUAUACGACUGGCAGGCACGAGGGACUGUGCCUGCUGCCAGGUUGAGAGCUUUUGUCCUGUAGGCACAGGGCCUUUUCCUCCCUCCAUCACCGUAGCCGUGCCACUGGAACCUUAGGCAGAGUCUCAAUAAACUCCCAGUUCCCAUUUUUCUCCUUUCUUGGAUGCGCUGUGCAUUGACAGUUUAGUUUUUCUUCCUGAAAGUGAGUUUCAAGAGCAGGCCUGGCUUUUCUCUUCUUGUUCUUUAAUUUGAGACUUCCUCACGGCUGCUUACUCCUGUCCAGGUGAAUCCAGUCCUCUCCUGUGAAGGAUUUUGGUAUCCUUUUUUUUGUUGAAGUGUGGCUAAGUCAGUGUUUUUAUUCUCAGCUCCACUGGCUCGCGUGUCUGGAACCGCGUUGAAGGGAGGAAACUCCUUUACAGGUCGGAGCUUGCCCUAGGAGUAAAAAUGCCUCGAGUGUGGAAGGCACAAAAAGCAGCGAGGAUCUCUCUUGCCCGGCACGAGAGGGCAUUUGGAUAAACGUGAUCGCUGUAUGUAUGGGGGUUUUUUUUCCCUCUCCUUUCCUCUUUCCCCUCUCCAAGCCCUACGGCGCUGUCACGGGCUGCUCCAGACUUGUUAAACUGGGCUUUUUCAGCGUCGCACGCAGCGGUGCGGCUGGCGGGAGCUCGUCGAGCGCUGCAGCAGCGUUUCCUCGCAGCAGACACAGAGGAAAGCUGCCAACUGUACAUGAUAAUGUUUUUUUUUUUUUUUUCCAGCUUGUUUGUAUUAAUUCUGUUUUGAUUAAGUGUUAACUUUACCCUCCUGGCUGGGAAGAGGAAACUCUGUCCGGCCUUAACUUUGGGAAGUGAAAUCUUUCUUUAAGGUAUCAGGUCUAGGCAAUCCGACUGCAAAUCAUGUGCAGCUUUGCUGGCCGGAUCCACCGAUCUUUAGCCAAAUCUCUGUGGCCUCACUUCGAGUUUGUGGUUCACCAAAGCGCGUGAUGCCGAAGGGAACAGAGAGCUGAUCUGGUUAUUUAACUUACAUUCCCACCAACUAAGGGUUAUAUUUGUUGUAACCGCAACUAAAAACAGCUAAUAUUUGUUACUCCAUUUAGGAAAACUCCACAAGGUUGGUUUUCCAUGUUACCUGUUCAAAACAAGGAAAACUCCCAGGAAUGAAGUCUUUUCUUAGCAUAUUUUGAAAGAAUAUGAUUUCUAGUUUAGUUCCCUGGAUGUUUUAGUACUUUGCAGAGCCCAUUUUGAGUAUUUGAAUGACCGGAAUAAAGUUACUGUUGAGUAAUUUAUUCAUAU